AUGCUUGAAUCAACAACAUCACAACCAGAAAACUUGCAUCAACUUUUGUUUGGUAGCACGAACCCUGUGGGUGGUUUGCCAGAGGACGAGCCUUUGCUUAUUGAUGCGCACAACACGGAUCGGUUUUACAGCUUUUCCGACCUUCGCAACAAUGUCUGUGCAUUUGCCCAUGCCAUCCUCGGUCCAUCCUGUAAUCUCAAGCAAGGAGACGUUGUUUCUAUCUGCUCUCCCAAUGACAUCGAGUAUUACGCCGCUUUUCAUGGUACUAUUGCUGCAGGAUGUACCGCUUGUCCCUUGAGAGCCUUCAUGACAUCGGAUGAGAUCGCCGCGCUUUUUCAUAUCAGCAAUCCUAAGCUUAUCAUUGGUCAUCCAAGUACGGUGCAGCUUUUGCAAGACGCGCUAAAGUCAUAUGGAAAGGAGUUACCAGUGAUUGUCAUGGCAACCAAAGAAGCGCCAGCAGGAACACAGCUUUUUUCGGAUUUCUUAAAGCCGACUGAACGUCAACAAGAACCAUUGCCAUCUAUUUCACCCGAGUCACCAUCACAUCUUCUUUGUACUUCAGGUACCACAGGCGCAUACAAGCUGGUUAGCACAAGCCACGACAUUGAAGUACAACGCACGCUCUUGAUGCAGUUAGGCGGCGAUCAACCCUUCUUUGCUGGCAAAAAAGAAGUCAACGUGCUCACAUGUGGUAACUUUGGAAGUUCGCACAACAUUAUCAGCUCGCAGCAGUCGUGGAUUUAUGGUCGAAUUCGUCAAUACAUUACUGACAGCAUGGAUGAAGAGGUGAUUUUACGCUACUUGAGCAAGUACAAAUGCAUUACUCCCAACAUGCUUCCUUCUUUCGUCGUUGCUCGGUUGGUGAAUCGUGUUGAACAAUUGAAACAGGCGGGCGAUGAAUCACUUGACUUGUCUUCGCUCAAGAUCAUUGGUGCUGUUGGCCAACCCUUGGAUCCCAAAGUGAUUCAACGCGCAUCGAAAGCCUUGCCAGGCACAUUCGUAGUACUCAUCUUUGGCUCAACGGAAAGUGGAUUUAUGUUCAUGCCAACAAUUGAUGGAGCAUACCCAACUUACGGAGGCAAAUACACGCGUGAGGGUGAUGAUCGUUUCGAAUUCAAACUGGUGGAUGAAAAUGACCAAGUUGUUCCACGUGGAUGCCAAGGCGAGCUUCUUUUCCGUUCACCCAUGAUAAUCAAGAAAUACUAUAAUAAUCCGGAAAAGACAGCCGAGUCUUUCGAUAAGGAAGGAUUCUUUCGCACAAGUGACAUAUUCGUAAUGGGCGAGGAUGAUAAAGUGCGUUGGCUUGGGCGUGCAUCCGAGAGGAUCAAGACCAGUAACAAACCGGUUGUCCCAAAGCCAAUCGAGGACCUCUGUAUGGCCUUUGGUGGCAUUAAGGAAUGUGCUGUUGUGGGUGCCUUUAGCAAGAAACGUGUUUAUGAGCUUCCAACGGCCUAUAUCGUGCUCGAGGAUGAUAAUCAUCAAGAUAAGGAAAAGCUGGAAGAAGCUGUAGCCGAGUUUGUCAACGAGCGAGUGCCUGAUGAAGAUUCCCGGUUAACGGGUGGUGUCAAGGUCAUCCCGGAGCUUCCACGUACACAUGUUGGCAAGGUCAAUAGAUUCAAGUUACGUCAAUGGGCACAAGAUGAUAUCGAGUAA
Messenger RNA from Lichtheimia ornata, 1653 nucleotides. RefSeq lists its product as uncharacterized. The record is from RefSeq and is a predicted model, not a curated record. NCBI's taxonomy places the organism in Eukaryota, Fungi, Mucoromycota, Mucoromycetes, Mucorales, Lichtheimiaceae. Gene Ontology annotation, molecular function: CoA-ligase activity. The transcript has 9 exons. Bases 1 to 1653 code for a protein of 550 amino acids.